Messenger RNA from Athene cunicularia (burrowing owl), 963 nucleotides. Its product is annotated as PHD finger protein 7-like. Gene Ontology annotation, cellular component: nucleus. The transcript has 8 exons. Bases 1 to 963 code for a protein of 320 amino acids. The record is from RefSeq and is a predicted model, not a curated record. Lineage: Eukaryota; Metazoa; Chordata; Aves; Strigiformes; Strigidae.
AUGCCCUUUCCUCGCCACGGCCCCCAGCCCUGCCCCUCAACCCCUCAGGGAGAGAGCAGGGCCCUGGGGACAAUCCCUCAGGGAUGCUUCCCCCAGCUCACAGAGGUGCUCAUUCCUGUCGACAUUUGCUCUCUCCCUCCAGAGUGCGUGCUGUGUGGCCAGGCAGCGGAUGACCAAUUUCUCUGCGGGCCGAAAGUAGAUAUGGAAUUGCUGUGUGUGCAUUUCUUUUGCAUGAUUUUUGCCAGUGUGCUUUUUGACUGGCAGGAUGAGGAAUCAGGGGAGCAUAGAUUUGUCACUGAGGACAUUGACCACAUAGUCGAGCGGGCAGCGCGGAAGAAAUGCUUCGUCUGCGGGGAGAGCGGGGCCGCCAUCACCUGUGGCCAGGAGGGCUGCGACCACAGCUUCCACCUGCCCUGUGCCAUGGAGGGUGAAUGCAUCACCCAGUACUUUUUCCCAUACAGGUCCUUCUGCAGGGAGCACCGCCCAGAGCAGGAGGUGGAGGCAGCUCUGGAGGAGGACACCGAGUGCCUCAUCUGCCUGGAGCCUGUGGAGGACAGAAAGUCCUUCCACACCUUGGUGUGCCCGGCCUGCAAACACGCCUGGUUCCACCGGGGCUGCAUCCAGAGCCAGGCUCAGUACACUGCUGUUACUUCCUUCAGCUGCCCCCACUGCAGAAACAGAAAUGGCUUUGUCAAUGACAUGCUCACCAUGGGCAUCCGAGUCCCCACGAGAUUGCUAUCACAGGACAACAGGCCUCCAGCUGAAGCACUAGUCCAGAGGCACAGCCGCUGCGAUGCCCGUGAGUGCCUGUGUCCCGGAGGCCGGGAGCAGGCAGAGGAACAGGGGCCCUGGGAACUGCUGCUGUGCAGCUCCUGCGCUGCCAGGGGCACCCACCGGCGCUGCUCCAGCGUCAGGAACAGCUUUUAUAUUGAGAUAGAACAGUUCAUCAUGAACAGUAAAUAA